This is a messenger RNA of Acipenser ruthenus (sterlet), 2567 nucleotides long. RefSeq names its product complement factor B. The record is from RefSeq and is a predicted model, not a curated record. Gene Ontology annotation, molecular function: serine-type endopeptidase activity. The transcript has 18 exons. Gene Ontology annotation, cellular component: extracellular region. Bases 79 to 2484 code for a protein of 801 amino acids. Gene Ontology annotation, biological process: proteolysis; complement activation. Lineage: Eukaryota; Metazoa; Chordata; Actinopteri; Acipenseriformes; Acipenseridae.
GUUGAUACAGAACACUUUCACUAGUGGAGCAGUUGAUACAGAACACAGACGCACAGACACAAAACACACUGCUCGAGAAUGCUGCUCUCACUGUGUGCAGUAAUUGGUGGAAUUCUAAUAACCUUCUCAGUUAACGAAGGCCUCUGUUCAGACUUCAGUCCAGACUAUGAGGACUAUGCUGAGUAUGGGAAUGAGACCAUCUCAUGCCCUCUCACUGUGACAAUAGAGGGCAACGGUUCGGUCUCCUUCUCAGCAGGGGGCAGUGUGGGCAGCCAGCUCACCUUCCACUGUCCCUCCGGGCACUACCCUUACCCAGUGAGCCGCAGGACGUGCCAGAGCAGCGGGGAGUGGAGCAGGAUGAGGUCACCGCAGGGCCGCACUGUCCGGACUGCCAGCUGCAGAGAGCUGCGCUGCCCCCCCCAGCUGUCCUUUGAGAACGGGCUCUUCUUCCCUCGCCAGGCCUCCUUCGCCCCGGGGGAGACGCUGCACUUCGAGUGCCAGACGGGAUCCACCCUGCGAGGGUCCGCCAUCCGAAACUGCACCCACAGGGGGACGUGGACUGGGCACACCCCCGUCUGUGAGGAUGGAGUGAAUGACUGUCCUGACCCUGGGAUCCCUGUGGCCUCUCUGAAAACGGGUUCUCGGUACUCCGUGGGGGACCGGGUUCAGUACCGCUGCCAGAGCGGACUGGUUCUGAUCGGGUCCAAAGAAAGGGAGUGCCUGGAGAGAGGAGAGUGGAGCGGAACAGAACCAGCCUGCUACUCAAGGUUCGUGUUUGACUCCCCUGAGGAAGUUGCCUCUUUCUUCGGAUCCUCUCUUUCUGCAGUGAUGGACGUCUCGACCUCAGACAAGCCACAGCAUGCGUCGUACGGCAGGAGGGUGCAGAUCACAGAUGACGGGAAGCUCAACAUUUAUAUCCUGCUGGAUGCAUCGGGCAGCAUCAGCACAAAGGACUUUAAAGAGGCAAAGAACGCCACCAUCAGCCUCAUAGAGAAAUUAGACACGUACGAAGUCAGAAUGAACUUCGAGAUCAUUUCCUAUGCUUCUGAAGUGAAAGAGAUUGUUUCCAUGAUGGAUCCUGUGGUCAGUACUGACAUGGACUCUGUGUUGGAGCUGCUGUCUGAUUUCAAACACUUAGAGCACGUCGGUAAAACUGGUACGAACCUGAGAGCCGCGCUGGAGAAGGUGUACGAGACGAUGGCUUUUCUGAAACAAAGAGAACCAAAGCUGUUCAACGAAACCAGACACGUCCUUCUCAUCUUAACAGAUGGUAAAUCCAAUACUGGUGGGAAUCCAUUACCAGCACUGUCCAAAAUCAGAUCCCUGCUGGGGAUUGAAAAAGGACGAGACUCCAACAAACGGGAUGAUUAUUUAGAUGUCUAUGUGUUCGGGGUGGGGGAUAAUGUGGACCAGGAGGAGCUCAAUUCCAUGGCGUCUAAGAAAUCUAAAGAGAAACACGUGUUCCUGCUGAAGGACAACCAGGACCUGCGGCGGGUCUUUGACGAAAUGAUCCAGGACAGCUCCUCCAGUGUGUGUGGGAUUGCUCGUGACGUCACAGCCAAGUCGGCAGGAGACUCCAAGCACUUUGGCAACAUGACUCACCCCUGGCACGUGCAGGUCCACAUCCCUCAACACAUAGAGAGUGUGGGCGCCAAAUGUAUGGGCUCCAUAUUGUCAGAGAAUUGGGUUCUGACGGCCGCGCAUUGCUUCAGAGAAUACGAUGUGCAGAACCCAGAGAAAGUCUCCAUUACCCACGGAGGUGAUGUGGGUGUCAACGCUGCUUCUAUUGAAAUGCACCAUGAGUACAAGGUCAGAGCUCUGCAGUCGAGGGGCAUCAAGGAGUUUUACGAUUAUGACAUCGCGUUAAUUAAACUCAAAAACAAAAUCAAGAUAUCGGAGAAAGUCAGACCCAUUUGUUUGCCAUGCACUCAAGCAGCAACGCGCGCACUGAAGAAAGUCUCCACAGCAACGUGCCAGGAUCACGAGAACGAGCUCUUGAAUCGGAACGAGGUCCUGUCAGGAUUUAUAUCUGAGGAGAAGAACAAGAAAGAACAGGAUCAAAAGAUUACGGACAAGAAGACGACCUAUAUUCAACAUGGAGACAAGCUCUGUGCCUGUGUCGAGAAGGCGAUGGAGGCACGCAUUUAUGAAAAUGUGACGAGAGUUUCUGAAGUUGUGACGGACAGAUUCCUGUGCACUGGAGGAUCAAGUCUGUUUAAGGAGUCGAUAACUUGUAAAGGCGAUUCCGGUGGUUCUCUAUUUAUUCAGAAGAAGCGCAGAUAUUUCCAGGUGGGAGUCAUAAGCUGGGGCACCAUGGAUGUGUGCGACCUGAGAGACACGCCCCCCGCCAACGCACGAGACUUCCACAUCAGCAUCUUCAAAGUGUUGCCGUGGCUACAGAAGCACUUGGCCAGCGACAUCGACUUCCUGCCGAAAACGGAACUUAAGGAAGGGGAGGAGCUUAUCUCCAUGUGUGAGAAAUAGAUGCUCGGGUCUCCAUAGGAAAUUUUCUGCAAUGCGUGUUUAAUUUAUGGAAUUUUAAUCAAUUAAAAUAUUAUAUUAAAAUA